Rhodofomes roseus is the source of this 559-nucleotide messenger RNA. RefSeq lists its product as uncharacterized. Bases 124 to 426 code for a protein of 100 amino acids. The transcript has a single exon. The record is from RefSeq and is a predicted model, not a curated record. NCBI's taxonomy places the organism in Eukaryota, Fungi, Basidiomycota, Agaricomycetes, Polyporales, Fomitopsidaceae.
CGCAUCCUCUGCGUGCUUGAUAUCAUCUCCAUCGCAUGAUCGUCCGCCCUCCUCCUCAACGCAUCGUUCUCCGGCCAGUUCCUUACAUCGCAAUCUGCAUCCGCGCCCCGCCACCACUACGUGAUGUGGCGCCCAAACUCGUCGCGGCGCGGCGUGUUGUUCACUCCAUCUCCUCGCAUCAUCUGCACACAUCUCAUCCUUGCAUACCUAUCUCGGACAGCUCGCUGUACAAAUCUCAUCUUUGCAUACUCACUUUGGGCAGUUCGCUGCACGCAUCACAUCCUUGCAUACUUACCUUGGACAGUCCGCCACACACUGUACACUCUUCGCAUCCGCGCCGCCUGCACCUGCUAUCUCCGUUACCUUAUUGCUAUCUCUCGCUUUACUCACUUGCAUACUGUUAGUCUCUCUCUGUUGUUGUACUGAUGUCUCAUCCCAUGGUCUCGCGCAUCCCAUCGUGUUGUACUUGUACUACUGUAGAUAUUUUCCUGGGUUCGUGGUUGUCUCCCAAAAUCGAUCAGGCCUAAUGGUGCCUGAAAAUACACCUUUAAACUGUAUA